AUGGCGACUUCAGUCCCAAAGGACGAUGUCAAGGUUACAGGUCAGAAUGACCUUGCUCCAACAACCAGCUACAUCGACGGCGAAGUUCUCGACGAAGAGAUUGACCACGGAUACCUAAGCGCUUCAAAGUUCACAAAGUUCUACAGGAGCGUUUUGUUCCAGAUGAUCCUCCUUGGGCUUCUCUCCUGUGUUGGUCCAGCCAUGUCAGAUGCCAUUUCCAACCUUGGAGGCGGUGGUCUCUCCACUCCAUAUCUGGCAAACCUGGCGACCUCGCUGAACUACACGGCAGGCUGUUUGCUUACUCUCUUCGGCGGCCCCUUGAUCAACAAGUUUGGCAUCAAGUGGUCCUGCACAAUAGCUGCGGUGGGGAUGCCUCUUUCGGGUUCUGCGUACUACGUAUGUGCAAAGUAUCGUGUAAAUUGGUAUCUUAUCUUUGCAAAGAUACUUACAGGAUUCACAUAUGGCUUUCUAUACGUCGCAGAGUCUACGGCCAUGUUGUCAUAUCCUCUGGCAAACGACAGGGGCUUCUAUCUAGGUAUCUGGUCUGCAAUGCGUAAUUCGGGUAGCGUCAUCGGAGGCGCCAUCAACUUUUCCAAUAAUCACAGUGACUCCAAAGCAGGAGGCGUUGCGUGGUCUACCUACCUCGUCUUCAUUGCUUUCGACGGGUGCGACGUCGUGAUAGCACCAAGGUUCCUAUAUCCGAUAGAGCCAGCUGGAAGCAAGAGUUUGACCUGGCUCAUGGCUUUACCUGCUUUCUACUCGUUCUUCUGUGGCGGAACCAUGGGCACCUAUCUUUCGUUGCACUUUUCAGUGCGGGCGCGCGCAUUGUCUUCUCUUCUCCUCCCGACCUUAUCCAUCAUCCUGGUAAUUGCCUACGGAAAGCUUUUGGACAGGUCCCGCUGGUCCCAGACCAAGCGAGCAUGGAUAUCUUUUGCCUGCUGGCUGAUUCCCCAGGCAGCCUGCUUCAUCUGGAUUGGUGUCGAGUACGCAAAGUUUGGUCCAGGCCAACUCGAAAACGCUCUAGACUAUAAAACCAAUACCAGGAGAUGGGCCGAAGCCUACCUCCCAUAUCUUAUAAUGCAGUCCACCAGCUACGUGUGCCAGUUAUCUCUGUACUGGAUCCUCGGUACCUUCUCCACCAACGCCGGAUCCUCCGCUCGUUCAGGCGGUUUGCUCCGGGCGUUUGAGACCGCUGGACAAACUGUCUCAUACGCCAUCAACUCUCACAGCGGCUCCGACGCCAGAAUUCCCUUCUAUGUUCACGCUGCAAUCCUGUGUCUUACUGUUCCGUGCAUGGUGUUCCUGAUUCAGCUAGUCCCUGAAGCGCCGGCUGCUACGGAUAUAGAUGCGGAGCCAGUCAUGGAGGGUGUACCUGAUAACAAGCAGGUCAUUUGA
Fusarium redolens is the source of this 1395-nucleotide messenger RNA. RefSeq names its product major facilitator superfamily domain-containing protein. Lineage: Eukaryota; Fungi; Ascomycota; Sordariomycetes; Hypocreales; Nectriaceae. The transcript is spliced from 8 exons. The record is from RefSeq and is a predicted model, not a curated record. Bases 1 to 1395 code for a protein of 464 amino acids.